Hordeum vulgare subsp. vulgare (domesticated barley) is the source of this 3050-nucleotide messenger RNA. RefSeq lists its product as uncharacterized. The record is from RefSeq and is a predicted model, not a curated record. NCBI's taxonomy places the organism in Eukaryota, Viridiplantae, Streptophyta, Magnoliopsida, Poales, Poaceae. Bases 115 to 528 code for a protein of 137 amino acids. The transcript has 2 exons.
CCCGCGCUCUCCAAAGUCCAAACGCGCAUUCUCGUGGCCAUCGUCAGUAUCCACCAAACGAUAGAUAAAUAAUCAGGCAUUAGCGCGGAUCCGCGGUCCGCAGCAGCAUCGGCGAUGGCGGAGUUCUCGUGGCUCACGGCGCUAGGGUUCGCCUUCCUGACCUUCAACUCCGGCAUGGCCCUCUACCGCUCCAACGGCGACGCGGGCUCCGUCAUCUUCGUCGCCGUAUCCUACCUCGACCUCGUGGCCCUCUUCGCCUGCCUCCGCCUCUACGAGCGCCUCGACCGCCACUCCCCUCGCCGGGAGCGGAUCAAGGCCGCCGUCUGGGCACUCACCACGCUGCUCACCGUCAUGUUCACCUACAAAGUCGCCGAGGUCAUGCCGCUCGCCUUCAAGCUCGUGGUCUGGGCGAUGGCCGCCGCCACCACCUGCGGCGGCUUCUACGUCUUCUUCCUCCACGACGACAAGCAGUACCAGCAGCCGCAGGACGCGUCGGCGGCCGCCGAGCGCGGGGACGUCGCCGACUAGUAGCUGUACUAGACGGCGGCUUGGCGCUUGCCUCCGCGAGGUACGUGCUUCGGUGCUAACAGCGGCGUCGGGCGUUAGAUCUGGGGGCAAACUACUAGGUCCUUCCUGUAUCUUGGCUGUUGCUCUUCCCUUUUUUGCCGGCUUGCUGUCACAUGUUCUGCUUGGCUAGCCGGCAUGCUCGGAUUAGCAGAUCUGGAAUUUGGCCACCGGCAGAGGAACAAAUUUGGUGAUGUGCUUGUUGAUCAAAUUACUAAUUGUGUGCCCUGUUGAGAAGUGAGUUUGUGUUAAUUAUAAUUCCCGAUUGGACCAUCAAAUUGGGCGUGUGCCCGCCACAAGGAGGAAGAAACUGCGACAGCUUGAGGUAAGUUGAGCGGAUUGCAAUUGUGUAAGGGCUCUAUUUGCUGAGGGAGUAGAGAAAAAACCAGAGAAAAGCCAUAGUGUGCGUAAGUGGAUGAUCACUUGGUACAGAGGUGGUGUGGAGACUGCAGAUAGUUUCCUUGAAUUUGUGUGAAAACAGUGAAUUGCCGUGCCUAACCCUAAGUUACAAUGGAAGUUCAUCUGCACAAUAAGGCGUCAAGCUAGAAAUGUUUUACUUGUUAUGUUGUCUCAUUUGAUGCACCGAUCAGUGGUUUGCAGUAUGCCCACGGGAACUCUAGAUUGAACAUGUGGACGCUGCAAAUUUGAUCAAUGAAUGGAAAAUAUGUCAACUGUAUUCGAGGUAUGUAAGGGCUCUAUUUGCUGAGGGAGUAGAGAAGAAACCAGAGAAAAGACAUAGUGUGCGAAAGUGGAUGAUCCCUUGGUACAGAGGUGGUGUGGAGACUGCAGAUAGUUUCCUUGAAUUUGUGUGAAAACAGUGAAUUGUCGUGACUAACCCUAAGUUGAGAGAUCACAUCAUGUAGUAAGGGCACAAAUAUGGAGACAGACGAAUCAAAUAACAAGGGAUGGACCAAAGGAGAUGAAAAUGACACCAGAGUAAAGCAUGGAAGAACUGGAGGAGGACAACACAUGAGCGGAACAAGCAAAGUCAUAAGUGAAAAUUGCAGUUACAAUGGAAGUUCAUCUGCACAAUGAGGCGCCAAGCUAGAAAUGUUGUACUUGUUAUGUUGUCUCAUUUAAUGCACCAAUCAGUGGUUUGCAGUAUGCCCACGGGAACUCUAGAUUGAGCAUGUGGCCGCUGCAAAUUUGAUCAAUGAAUGGAAAAUAUGUCAACUGUAUUCGAGGUAUGAGAUUAAGAGUCCAAAUCAGUCAACCAUUGGUGGUCUCAUCAGCGUGCAAUUGUUUUUGCAAUCUCUUAAGGAUUUAAGCUGAUUUAUGUCCGUGCUUGCAAAGAACGUCUGGAUUACUCUUACCACCUGGAUAAAUAUCUUUUCAUGGAUCAUUCAAGAAACUUGGCAAAGUGCAGAUAUCCUCCAUACCUUCUCUUGUCAAGAAAAUAUGACUAUAAAUGGGCAAUAAUUUUUCAACUGGAUUUGAGAUAGGAGAUCAAGAGUGAAAAUCAUUCAAACCAUUGAUGGCCUCAUCAGCGUGCAUUUGUAUUUGCACUCUCUUAAAGAUUUCAGCUGAUUUAUGUCCCUGCUUGCGAAGAGCAGCUGGUUUACUCUCAACUUAUGCAAACGUACGGAUGCUGGGAAUCACGUCACCUCCUGGAUGAAGGAGAUCGUUUCACGGAUCAUUCAAGAAAAUUGGUAAAGUGCAGAGAUCCUUCACAUACCUUCAACAAAAUAUGACUAGACAUGAUUGCGUGCAGAGACUGGAGAGCCAGAAUAAUAAUGAGUAGGGAAAUUAUUCAUGUCAGAAGAACAACGAGGAGAGAACUUGUUCAUGUUUGCUGUUUCAGUUUACCAGCAUACCAAUGAACUGUUUGUAAUGAAAAUAUAACCACAGACUAAGACAGCUCAUUGAUAACUAUGUGUAGUGGAAGCAAGGGAAGUGUCAUUGGAAUAUGUUAUCAGCAGUAAUGGAUGACACAUAACAAGGGGAUAAAUACAAGGAAAUCACAAAGCAGCUGAUGUUGAAGGAGAACCGGAUAUAUUACAGCUAUGCCGAUGCCGAUGCCGAUGCCAAUGCCAAUUCCGAUGCUAAUUCUUUGUCACAUUACCCAGCAAGCCAACAGCAAGGUGAGUUUCAAGGGAAGAGAAAAUGCCAAGAUCUAAAAGACCCCUAGUUGCCCAAAUAUUAAUAUGCCGUCGCUGUUGCCUGAGGUAUGUGCUGUGCUGUAGCAAGUGCCCAAACUGCCCUAUUACGCGUUUAAGUUAAAUAAAUUCAACUAUCUACGAGCUAUAAGUUAUAGCGUUUUUAUAAACUGUAUUAUGUCUGUCUAUGAUUAUAUCGUAUGUCUUUCAUUUCAUGUCUGUCACGAUUGCUUCGUCGAGCUCCGACUAGUUCUCUAAGUGUUCUUGAUGGCCGGGUUAAGUAUUGUACACUACUGGUGCCAACUCUACUGUCAUCUGCUCCUUGUAUUCAGUACUUCUGUAUAAUGCAGAGCUUCUGUGCUAUACUAGCAUCAGUGCAUUUAUCCUGGA